AUGGUGAAGCUAGGAAAAACGAGUAAGAGGCAACCUCUUAAACAGAAAUAUGCCAUCACAAAGAAAGUAGCGGCACAUAAGAAGAAACUAAAAAAAAUCAUUAAGAAAACCAAAAUCCAUCACAGGAGGAGUACGAAGAAAUCAAUGAAAAUACCAGAAUGCAUUUUCAAAAAGGAUAUAUUAAGUAAUAUAAAAAUAAAUUCUUCAAAGAAAAAAAAUAAAAACAACGGGGAUGAAGAUACAUGCAAGGAAUUCAACCUAGAGCAACAUGAUGACUGCACCCUGCAGAAUAUGAUGUUCCAUCUGGGAAUUUCCUCAGGGGAGACCCCCUCAGAGGAACUAAUCAAUGUUCCUAUGGGCACACUUCUAAAUAGCACCUUGGAUGGUAGCACGACAUGUGGAAGCGCACCUGUAGGAGAAGUUAACCCAUGUUCCAUCUCCUUUUACAACUAUCUCGAUUUAAACUUCGCGACAAAGAUGCACAUGUUCGAAAAGGCAAAGGAAGAAAUGUAUCCCUCACUGAACGAAAAGUACUUACACGUGGAUAACUUACUAGAUAUUAUACGAAAUUGUGAUGCCCUAUUUUACAUCAUCGAUGUUAGGAACCCCUUAUUAUAUCUGGAGGAAGAUAUAAUAGACUUCAUUAAGAAGUGCAGAAAGGAAGUUAUAUUAAUUCUAAAUAAGUGCGAUUUGGUGGAGGUAUCUCUAAUCCAACAGUGGCUACAUUUCUUUCGCAAUUGUUUUUUAACCAUACCGUUUAUAUGUUAUCGAAGGCAAAACCUCAGCUACUUAGUUUUAGGAGGAAAUAAUACAGCCCCCAAAUUGGAAUCAGGGCGAUCAAGCAGCGUCCCUGCUGACAGUACCAACUACAAAAUAUUUGUAAAGUCACUUCUGAAAGGUUUGUUUAACACGGAUAAAAAAAUUACCUACGGAGUUCUUGGACACACAUACACCGGAAGAGUCAGCUUCACGCAAUCUGUCCUGAGCGCAUUCUCUUACACAAAAAGUAUAAACAAAACAACAGUUAUUAACCUUGAUGAAAAUAUCAAUUUUCACACAAAAUGUGGCAUUAUUUUAAAGAAAGAAAUUCAUGGCAUUGGCCUAAUUAAAAGACUACAUGUCCUGAACAAUAAAGAAAGAUUAAAUUUUUUAAGUGAAUUUUUACUUAAUUUAACAGGAAAAAAUCUAUUGAAAAUCUUAACUCUCCUAAACAGAGAAGAAAUUGCCUACGAAUACAGAGACUACUUUGGCAAAAAUAAGGACAAGUUACAAAAAUUAAAAAGAAAAAAAGAAAUUAUUCGCUUAAUUUUGUUAAAGGAUCCAAAUGAAGAGCCUGAAAAUAAAAAUAUUAAUUUUAAAAAUAUGACCAAAUUGUACAAUAAAUUAUUUUUAAACAAAAUUGCCUAUUACGUUAUUCCGAAGACUAUGUUAUCCCUUUCACAUGAAAAGAAUGACAGCGUUGACCACAUUUCCAGCGUGGGCUUGGCCAUUUAUCCUAACGUUGAUGAAUUUAUAUUUUCCCAGGAGAGAAAGUUUGAUGAUUUUAUUAUUAUAAAAAGUGACAACAUGAAGGGUUAA
Messenger RNA from Plasmodium knowlesi strain H, 1578 nucleotides. RefSeq names its product nucleolar preribosomal GTPase, putative. The transcript has a single exon. Gene Ontology annotation, cellular component: nucleolus. Lineage: Eukaryota; Apicomplexa; Aconoidasida; Haemosporida; Plasmodiidae. The coding region runs from base 1 to 1578 and encodes 525 amino acids. The record is from RefSeq and is a predicted model, not a curated record.